AGUGCUUCCCUGUGCAGAGAGCGUGCGCACGAGAGAGAGAGACAGAGCAACAGGGAAAGGGCCUCCGCGCUGUUUCGUGCUAUCAGUCAUCAGCACCUGGGCCUCUGCAGAUCCCCGCCUGGGUGGACUUUGUGCUGCCAAGCUGUGCUUCAGGGCGCUUUCCACUUUAAAGGGACCUGGGCGUCCGAGGAGAUUUUCUUUCAGAAGCUAAUGAACAGAUCAUUCUUUUAAAGGCAACUUUUUUUUUAAAAAGCAUUCAAUGUCUACCUGUAAAUUACCGGUCUGAACCAAAGCAAGCCCUUGCGUUCCGACGGAACGAGAAUCCCCCCCUGGCAGGGAGCAGCUCCUCGCCCUCGGAAGAGCCCCUCGCAGAGGCACGCAGCCCGGAGGAGGGACCACCAGCCUCCUGCACCUGCCCCAGCUCAGGCUCCGGCUCCUGCUCCGGCUCCGGGUCUUACUCCUGCUCCAGCUCCAGGUCCCACUCCGGCUCCGACUCCGGCUCCGGGUCUUACUCCUGCUCCAGCUCCAGGUCCCACUCCGGCUCCGGCUCCUGCACCUGCCCCAGCUCCAGUUCCCGCUUCCGGCCCCUGCACCUGCUCCGGCUCCUCGGCUGGGCGAGGAGAGAGAGUCCGUUCCCCAUGGGGCGCGAGCCUCGGACCAGUGCCCUGUGGGCGGCGUCCGCGCUGCUGCUGGCGGCGCUGUGCCUGACGGAGGAGGCCAUCCGCUGCCCGCCCUGCUCCGAGGAGAAGCUGGCGCGCUGCAGCCAGCCGGCCAACUGCGAGGAGACGGUGCGCGAGCCGGGCUGCGGCUGCUGCCCCACCUGCGCGCUGCCCAAGGGCGCCCCCUGCGGGGUGUACUCGCCCCGCUGCGGCUCCGGCCUGCGCUGCUACCCUCCCCGCGGCGUGGACAAGCCCCUGCACUCCCUGAUGCACGGCCACGGCGUCUGCACAGACGAGCGGGAGGUGGAGCAGCUCAUGGCAGCGGAAAAGGAAGAGCAGCUGAACUUGGAUCAUCCCAACAACAGCCACAUCCCCUGCAGCCCCCAGGACAAGAAGUGCAUCCAGAAGCAGAUCGCCAGGCAGCAGCGGGAGAAGGGCAGCAACCAGAAGACCAAAAACAACCGCGAGGACCCCAAGCCUGCCCUGGCGCCGUGCCGUGCUGACCUGCAGAGGGCGCUGGAGAGGCUGGCGUCUCACACCCGGACCCACGAGGACCUGUACACCAUCCCCAUCCCCAACUGUGACAAGAACGGAGACUUCAACCCCAAACAGUGCCACCCCGCGCGCGAUGGCCAGAGGGGGAAGUGCUGGUGUGUGGACCAGAAGACCGGCAUCCGCCUGACCAACCCGCAGGACAUGCGAGUGGACCAGAGCUGCCAGCAGCUGGCCGCCGACCCGCAGAGGAAGUGAGCCGGGCCCGGCCUGGGGCCUGAGGCCCGCGGGCCAGACUCCCCUGGCGCUGAUCUGUACAGUAAAGGAAGGACUAGACCACACAACCUCACCGGACCAGCGCGGAGGAGCCGGUGUGGGGGGGAGGGGGGGGAGAUCCGUUACUUUCACUUCGCGUUUCCGCGCGAGUAGGGCGUUUUCCGUGGAGACAAAGCCAGCCGUUCCCUCUUCCAGUACGAUUCGUUAGUUUGCGGAAAGAAACCCAAGAGAGACCGACAAUCAAAGCAGUUAACAUGAUGCUCUCGCAGGGGGCGUGAAAGCAAGGCCAUGCAGUCUCACGCCACAGUAAGACCGUGAAACUGGGGCUUCGACGGCACCCCCAAAUACCCGACCAGGGGCCGUGGGUGUUUUCUGAACUAUCCGGGGAUUAGGUGAGCUCUCUGGUUUCACAUUCUUACUGUAACAUGAAAGUAAGCGCCAGUCCAGACCAUUAGGAGAGGAGCUUGGAGAUGAAGUGAAGUUUUUUCACUUCGUUGCUAAAACUACAGGGGCGACAGGCGAGGAGCCCCCCUCAGCGACCUGGAGACUUGAGUUUAUUUGCACAUCCUGUCCAAUGUUUAAGCUAUUUUUUUUUAUUAUUAUUCUGUUUUUUCUUUAAAAAAAAAAGGUUUGUUCGGUUUUUUUUUUAAAUCUAGCCUCACAGAUAGCAAAAUGCACAGCCUGCCGGCUCUUCAGCCGCAGCCUGUAGUGCCAAUAACAUCAGGGGAACCAGGAGCGAAACUGGCAGGAAUUAUGAGCUCCAGCUUUCCAGCCCCGCUGGAAGAGAAAAGGGAUCGCUUUGAAGAACUGCAGUCUAACUUCACAGGGCAGGUACUCAUUCUCUCUCACUCUCCGCUCUCGUUUCCUGCCCCGCGUUUCUGCAUCGCCGCCUGCGCCAGGGUCCGAGCGCCGCGCGCCUGGAGACGCGGGGGCAGUUUGCGCUCUUGCCGGCGGCCUGUGGGAAGGAAGGGUAUCUGCGUGAGCGGUAUCGGCGCUCUCUCGGUGCACAAAGAGCAGGGUGGGGGAUCGUUUAGGGCUUUAAAAAACGAAACAAGACAUCGGCCACGGCUCUUCAUAGCCGUCGGCGGUCUCCAAAAAAAAAAAACUUUCCGCUUAUCCCGACCCUGGCAGCUGACUCUCUGAGACAGAAAGCUUCGUAUAAACAAGAGGAUUGAAUGGACGUGCUCUGGAUUUGACUUCCAGGGGAGAGCUUGUGAAGAUGAAUUAAAAAAAAAAUCUAGUUUUUCCUUUUCUAAAACGCACGCGCACUGGCGCGUCCGCGCGUCUCCUAAUUCGCGCGAGCCCGUCCCCGGAUCCGGCUCCGCUCUCGAGACCCGACACACACAGCACGGGCCGGCGCUCGGGGCCCUUCCGCAGCGCGCGCGCGGCCCGCGAAGAGAAGCUGGACUCCCCGCUCGGGGAGCGCGCGCGCGCGCGGCUCGCCCCUGUCCGGAAACUGCUCGCGCCGGUUCCAGCACCAGGGGCGUGUGCUGGAAAAUCCCGAUAGCCGCGCGCAGUCCCGCCGGGCCGCCGUGUUUCCUGGACACACAUUCAGAAACGGCUCACUUUCCCACAGGGAGUAACAAAAGAACAAGGCCGGGACUUUGCAAAACCAACCACUACUAAGAGAAGGAAAGCUCGAUGUAAAACCACUUUCCCACUCGUGUCCGCACUUUCCCUCCGAGAGCCUUCGCUCGGGACGCAGCGAGGAGAGUAUUUCCUGUUUAGUCUCGGUUCUGUUAUCUGAAUAAAAAACUGGGGGAAAGUAGGUCGAGGUGGUUCGAGUCAAGGAAGGGAUCGCAUGACGAAUCCCAGACGAGCCGCUGUGAUAGUGAUGCCAGACGAGUGCGUCUUGUUUCACUCCAUUUACACGCGUAGCUUCAGUCUGUAACGACCGCGGGUUUGGGACUCAGGAAAUGGGGUGGAACAACACAGUUAUUAACUCGAACCGGGCAAAGGUACACACCCAGGGACAGGGGUGACAGCGCUGCACCCUCACUGACACACACGGAGGGGAAGGACUGUCCCCCACCCUCCGCCCCACUACAUACAGUCCCGCAGUCCCGCCCCCGGGCGCUGUUCUCAGCGCGCCCCGCGUGGCGCUACAUACCUAAACGGCGUGAGGGGGCCCAGCGCACGUGCUCAGCGCGAGCCCCUGCUGAGGGAACGAGCCGGUUUAACCCGGGUCUGCCCGGGCGCGCGAGCGGAAUCAGCAUGAAAUCUGGGGAUGGCUUCCUCUCGGCCCAGCCGGUGGAUCUUCAGCGGGCUGUCGAGUGUCCGUGCUGAGACAGCGUUGCAGCAUCUGACUCUCCAGGACAUUAUAGCAGCACGCUAAUCAAAGCCUUUUAAAAUUAUUCAAACGGCGUGAUGACACUUACAUCAGCAUCACAGCGUUACACAGCGUCCAGCUAACCUAACGACACGCCAGUCAUUAACCCUUCGCCUCUCAAACCCAAGUUCUGUCUCCCUGAAGAGCCGCGUCGGACCCCGGACAGCACCGGGGUCACAGCUCGUCCCCCCCGGGCGCGGGGCGCGCCCUCCCCUCUUCGACACCGCGCUCUUCCGCCUGUCUGCACCAGCAAGACCCGAUGCCACAUGAACCCACGGAGGAGCUCCAAUAUCCCCUGGAAGCCCACCCCAUGGUGCUGCCUGUUCCACGAGCAGAACUCACUCCGGACGCUUCUCCGUGUAAAAUAACCGCUUGCCAACAGCCCGCGUUCCGCCGCGCCGCGGGCAGGGCUGUGUUCCUGACGCUGUCACAUCGAGCGCGUUCCCCGCUGGGGCGAAACACAGUGGCUCAUGAGAUGGGAAACGAAAACCUUGUGGAAGGCACAGAGUUGUACAACAUGGCGCCUAGGGUCACUGGCAGUUAAAAGCAGAAGUGCCCCCUGAGUUAGAGGGGUACAAGUGCAGCCCCAGAGUCAGGGUCCCGGGGGGUCAGGGGGUCACACUAUUGCCCUAAUCCACACCGGCAGGGGAGCAGGCUCAGCGCAGUACCGAGACGCUGGAAUUCAAGACACUACUGUGUUGCAGGAACCGAGUAAUGACGUACAGACACAAAAACCUUUACUGUUUAUGAAAGACAUCUUGAAAAUGUACCUAGAUUGCAUCGGAAAAGCCAGUUAAAUCACAUUUAGAAAGCUACUGUAGCUAGACCUCUCCUAUCUAGAAAGCGAUCUAGAUUCCACCUGGAAAGCUAUCUGGAUUACGUCUGGAAAGCUAUCUAGAUCGCAUUGAAUCUGCAAAUGUUAUUCACGUACUAUGCUAAAAAGCAAGAUCAGAAUACAACCUAGCAAGAGAUAUAUUGCGGAAGAGACAGCCGUCUUUCAGACAGAAGCCAGAUUUCAAACACUAUCACAACAGUAACGCUGUUGUCAAUGUUUUUGUAGAAGAAGUUAGAGCUUUACCAUUUUGUAUAAACAAACUUGAAUCUUUGUCUCAGUGUAAAUCUUAAUUCCGUAUUUAAUUUCUAUUUUUUUUUAUUUAAAGGUAUUGCUGUUUAAUGUAGGGUAAAUCAGUAUUUGAUUAAAAAAAAUAAUUUGCUGAAAGACUAUAUUGGGAAAUUAUGAAAUAUUGUGCCUAUGUAAUUGGACAAAACUGUAAUUGUUAGCUUUUCCGUGCCAUGAGGAAUGAGUGGUGUUAGGCAUGUUUUUACAUGAUGAUUUGCUUUAGUGGGUGUGGCUGUCAGUGUUACUGGCGAGGGCGCUGGGGCUGGCUGGUGAGAGCUCCUGCAGUGCUCUUCUACGGGGUCAGAGAGGAACGUUUCACACUUCAUCACAGAUUAAAAUGCUGUCAUUUUGGUUUGGCUCAGCACAAAUAACCGAUUGCACGGCGUGUAUUUAUAUCCGUCUGUUAGCAGAUUUAGAAAAAUAAGCCCUCGAGUCAUUUUGCAAAGCCAAAGAGUGGCCCACAAAUUCUCUCCUGGCGUGGAACGAAGCAAUUUGAUUUUGUGUUCCUUCCAUUGUUUAAUCACAGACUCCCGUGCUGGGGGGGGAGAGGGAGCCCCACGCUGCACGUGGUUCAGAAUCUGAGGCACGAGCGAUCCGAGUGUGUUACUCUCGGUUACUCCCUCCUCAGAGGCGCGCAGGGAGCCUUCGGCAGGUGCCAGAGCUAAGCUGAGAGAGCGAGACAGCCAGACCAAAACACGGCUCUGACACUGAGUCUCACUUCUUAGUAAAGUGCUUCAAUAUCGGAUCUGUGCCAAAACGAGAAAAAGCUCGACUCGGUGACAUACAUGUACAGUACGUUUAUAUAAAAAAGUGUUUUGCUUUCUGACAUGUUGAUGCACAUUUGUUCAGUGGGGCUUUACUAACUGAGCUGAUCUCUGUCUGCUGUGUGGGUGUAGCCAGCGUGCUUUGUGCCCAAAACCUGAUACCAAACAGACUGGACUGUAUGUAAACCCAUCAACGUGUGAACCUCCACAAGAGAUUAAAGACCUCCCAGCCACCUGCUUACAAACUGUCAAACACCAAGCAGAAGACACAGGCCAAAGCCAGACUGCCGCUCACAAAAUUGACUUCUGCACCCCGGCGUGUUUGUGUUUCACUCCUUACUGCUGUCCAGAACAUUCAGUUGUGGCAACACACGUACAAGAGGCCCUGAAUAAUUCCACCGUGGCAGCGCUAAGCUCUAAAAGGAAAUGCAUACGUGCUGCCACAAUUUUCAUGACCAGGGGAUUGUGGGAUAGGAUGCCCUUCAUUAGAGGAUUAAUGAGGUGCUGUAUUCCGGAAAGGGCGAGAGGUCCUGUCUUUUUCCCAAGAAACAGCUUGUAGACCCAGUGCCGCUGUUUGUUUGACAAUUCCUUUUAGUAUCAGCGUAAUCUUUUUUUUAAAUAACAGGCUGAAAGAGAAUCUUUUGUUUACUUCCUGCAAGGCCAAAUAAACGGGGAACCGUACUGUAAAGAUGUCGGCAGGAAGGUAACUGUGCCAGAGGCGGGCUGGAUGAGACAGUCUCAGGAGAGUGGUGCUUGGGUCGAGUCCUCUCUCGGCUCGGCUCGCGGACGGCGUGAUCGUGGUCCCCCUGGUGCGCGGGGAGGCUGUGGGGGACCGAGGGCCGCCUGGGGUGGGGGAGUCCCAACUGCACCGGGAGUGCCAGGACACCGGGCCCACUGUAGCCCCGUCCCCUCUGCUCCGCUGUCAGGGCAGACAGCUGCUUCUCUCGUUUUCUGUUUCACUUGAGGCUGAAGCAGAGGCCCCAGACCGGCCUGUCUGACCCUCUCCGCUCCGCAUGAGGACUCUCUCCCUGGACGGCAGACCCAGCCGUGGUUCGGCACCAGCGCCCGGGUCCGGAGGCGCUCCUGGGGCUGUGUGUGUGUGAAGGCAGGACGAGCCCUGGUGGGGUGGGGUCUGGCUCUUCCCCACCUGGAUGACAUUGUGUAUGUGCUAUAAACCACCAAUUGUUUUCACUUCUUAAGGAUGUAUUCAAGACAAUUGCAUAAAUGUAUUACAUUUUAUUAAAGGUAUAAUAGUACACCA
This is a messenger RNA of Lepisosteus oculatus (spotted gar), 6901 nucleotides long. Lineage: Eukaryota; Metazoa; Chordata; Actinopteri; Semionotiformes; Lepisosteidae. The record is from RefSeq and is a predicted model, not a curated record.